CCGCCGGGGGCAGCUCUGUGCCUCGGCUGCCCCAGCGGCAGCCCGCCCGGGCCGAAGGGGGGGUGCAGGAAGCGGGCAGGACCCCCUCCUGCGGAAGGACCGCACCGCCCCCACUGCCCCGCGCUGCCCGCAGGUGGCGCUGCCGGCAGCCGCGCUCCGACCCGAAGCCGCCGCCGCAGCCGCGCCGGCUGGGCUAGAGCAGCCCCCCGGCGCCGGCCGCAGCCCCUGGGCCCGCCCGCGGCUGCCUCCGAGGAGCCGUGCCUCCCCCGCCCGCCCUCCCGCCGGGCUCCGCGCCGCCUCCCCCCUAUCCGCGGGCAAGCGCGGCGCCGCCGCGGCCGUCCGGUCGCUUUCCGCACUCCGCUUCCCGCGCUCGUUGCUAGCGGUGCGAAGCGGUCCGGAGCGCAGCUCCACAGCCGGCUGGUGCCGCUGCCCCGGCGUGCCCGUCUGCGCGGCGGCGGAGCGGCGCGGGAAGUGGGCGAGCGGCGUGGGGAAUGGAGACGCCCGACAGCAUCCCCGGGGCCGUGUGACAGCAGCGGCGCUCACACGCGCGCACGCACCAGCCGGCCCGAAGCCGGAGACGGUGCAGAGCCGGGCAGCACCGCCCUGCCCCGUCCCAAGGGAAGCCGGCAUGGAGUGAGAGCAGCGUGUGGCCGCCAGGAGAAGCCCAAAAGAGAAAGAGAGAUGGCCAGAUUGACAGAGUCAAUGACUAACGUACUGGAAGAAGACUCAAUGGAGCAAGACAUAGAGAGCCCUGUCGCUAUUCAUCAGCCAAAGUUGCCCAAACAAGCUAGAGAGGAUCUGCCAAAAAAUAUAAACAAAGAUUGUGCCAAGAGAAAAAUCCAGAGGUAUGUUAGGAAAGAUGGGAAAUGCAACGUCCACCAUGGGAAUGUCAGAGAGACUUAUCGUUACUUGACUGACAUCUUCACUACCUUAGUCGAUCUCAAGUGGAGGUUCAACCUGUUGAUUUUUGUCAUGGUUUACACUGUGACCUGGCUCUUCUUUGGAAUGAUAUGGUGGCUAAUUGCCUACAUGCGAGGAGAUAUGGAUCAUAUAGGGGACAGCACGUGGACCCCAUGCGUCAGCAACCUCAAUGGGUUUGUCUCAGCCUUUUUAUUCUCAAUCGAGACAGAAACCACCAUUGGGUAUGGUUACCGGGUCAUCACGGACAAGUGUCCCGAGGGAAUUAUUCUGCUUUUAGUGCAGUCUGUUUUAGGUUCUAUCGUCAACGCUUUCAUGGUUGGCUGCAUGUUUGUGAAAAUAUCCCAACCCAAGAAGAGGGCAGAAACCUUGGUUUUUUCUACAAACGCAGUUAUUUCCAUGCGGGAUGGAAAGCUGUGUCUGAUGUUCCGAGUAGGAGACCUUAGGAAUUCACACAUUGUAGAGGCAUCAAUACGAGCCAAGUUGAUCAAAUCCAAACAGACAAAGGAGGGGGAAUUUAUACCACUCAACCAGACAGAUAUCAACGUAGGUUAUUACACAGGGGAUGAUCGUCUCUUUUUGGUUUCACCACUGAUCAUCAGCCAUGAAAUUAACCAGCAGAGUCCUUUCUGGGAGAUUUCCAAAGCCCAGUUGCCCAAAGAGGAGCUAGAAAUUGUUGUAAUCCUAGAAGGAAUGGUGGAGGCAACAGGAAUGACCUGCCAAGCUCGAAGUUCAUACAUUACGAGUGAGAUCCUGUGGGGUUACCGUUUCACCCCUGUCCUCACUCUGGAGGAUGGAUUUUAUGAAGUAGACUACAACAGUUUUCAUGAAACAUAUGAGACCAACACACCAGUUUACAGUGCCAAAGAGCUGGCAGAGAUGGCCAGCCGAGCAGAACUACCCCUGACAUGGUCAGUUUCCAGCAAGCUGGACCAGCAUGCUGAGCUGGAAACUGAAGAGGAAGAAAAGAGUCAAGAAGAACAGAAUGAAAGAAACGGUGAUGUGGCCAACUUGGAGAAUGAGUCCAAAGUGUAGAAGCACCAGAAGCAUAAAGGCCACACCACCUCCUUUAUCUUCUACUUCUUUGCUCCCUUUUUCUUUCUCCAACAUGCCUUUUUUUUUUUUUCUUCCUUGUUAUUCUUAAGUCUGGGAAAAUAAAUACUUAAGUUGUGAAA
Molecule: messenger RNA, 2093 nt
Organism: Neopsephotus bourkii (Bourke's parrot)
Lineage: Eukaryota; Metazoa; Chordata; Aves; Psittaciformes; Psittacidae
Gene: KCNJ6
Product: potassium inwardly rectifying channel subfamily J member 6
Exons: 4
Coding region: 682-1953 (423 amino acids)
Biological process (GO): regulation of monoatomic ion transmembrane transport; potassium ion import across plasma membrane
Cellular component (GO): plasma membrane
Molecular function (GO): G-protein activated inward rectifier potassium channel activity
Source: RefSeq, a predicted model, not a curated record